This is a messenger RNA of Parathielavia appendiculata, 657 nucleotides long. RefSeq lists its product as uncharacterized. Bases 1 to 657 code for a protein of 218 amino acids. The record is from RefSeq and is a predicted model, not a curated record. The transcript is spliced from 2 exons. Lineage: Eukaryota; Fungi; Ascomycota; Sordariomycetes; Sordariales; Chaetomiaceae.
AUGGUCUAUCAGGCCUGGUAUGAAAUGAUCAUGCGGUCCUCCGAGUGCUUUAUCACCAAUCCUUUGGACAAGCUGGUCGCGCUGGCCGUGGCUCUCGAGAACGACCUCGCUGCCAAAGCGCUAACUUGGUCGUGGGCUUCUGUGGUCGUUGUAAUUCAGUAUCACCAUGCGAGCAUCUCUACCCUGGGCCAGCUCAGGCUUGAAAUCAGACUCGUAGGGGACAUGACGCAGCAUGGGCUGCUAACUGAGCGCCCCUGCGUUCUGCAACUUGAGGGUGCGGUCCGCAUCAACACUGAGCUGCGCUUCUUUGAGGGCCGACUGGGAAUGCCGUUGUACGGCAUUGCCAUCUUGUUCAUCGCACUUGAUCAUGACACCAGACACUUGGACGUACAGCAUGACAGUGGACGGCUUAUCGGCUGGGCAUCGCUCGACUACGAGACAAGGGCCAGCAUUGACGGGCUGGUGGAGGGCGUCACUUGCGUCAAGGUGGCGUGCCAUACUUCCGAUAGGAUUGGGAAUGGCAUUGACAGAGGGUACAUGGUGUUAUUUAUCUCGUACUUGGCUGACCUAGGCGCCUGGCAACGGGUCGGCGUGGGACAGAUCUUGGACCGUUCCUUGUUUGAUGGCCAGGAGCCCACCAAAAUUCGCCUGGCUUGA